ACCCAUAUUUUAUGUUCUGCCUGUAUGGAAUUGCAUCCGCGCUUCGAUGCACUCGAGCUUUCCUGCAAGCGAUCGACAGAAGACUCCGCUCACGCUUACUGCAGGACGUGCUUGAGUGACUUGUUUCACACUAGUCUGGCAGAUACUACCCUGUUUCCACCUCGGUGCUGUGGCAAAUCCUUGCCGAUGCCUCUUUGCAAGCAAUUGUGUCCACCAUCACUAAUGGCAGAAUACGAAGACAAACAGAUGGAGCUGACGACGCCGAAUCCUGUAUACUGCAGUAACCGAAGUUGUGCCAAGUUUAUCAAGCCUUGUAAUAUCACCGCUGAUAUUGCAGUGUGCCAAACUUGCCAAAAGGAAACCUGCGCUAUUUGUCGAAACCCAAGACACAAUGGGGUCUGCCCAAAAGAUCCAUCCGUCCAGGCACUGAUAGAAGUAGCCACUAAAGAGGAGUGGCAGCAAUGUCCUAACUGCAGAACAUUGGUCGAGCUAACUGUGGGCUGCUACCAUAUGCGAUGUCGAUGCGGCACGGAGUUCUGUUACAUUUGCGCAAAGCCAUGGAAGACCUGUCCCUACCCUCAC
Molecule: messenger RNA, 582 nt
Organism: Bipolaris victoriae FI3
Lineage: Eukaryota; Fungi; Ascomycota; Dothideomycetes; Pleosporales; Pleosporaceae
Exons: 2
Biological process (GO): ubiquitin-dependent protein catabolic process; positive regulation of proteasomal ubiquitin-dependent protein catabolic process; protein polyubiquitination
Cellular component (GO): ubiquitin ligase complex; cytoplasm
Molecular function (GO): ubiquitin protein ligase activity; ubiquitin conjugating enzyme binding; zinc ion binding
Source: RefSeq, a predicted model, not a curated record